CGCUCCUCCCGCCGGCAGGAGGGGCAGCAGCGGCGGUGUGCGGCCGGCGCCGUGAGACCGCGGACUCGCUCCCUGCAGCCUCCACUACUCGAGGCCGGGGCUGGGUCCGGGGCCUGCUCGCCGCUCGCCGCCGCCAUGCCGCUGCCCAUGUUGCCGAGUCACAGCGGGCUGGUGCGGAGGAUCCUGGCGCACUUCCCGCGGGACCUGAGCCUGGCCUUCGCCUACGGCUCGGGACUGUUCCCACAGGCUGGGCGGCCCGGACCCGGACCCGGGAAUAAUGUGCUGGAUUUUGUCUUUGCCGUUGAUGAUCCCGUGACCUGGCACACAAUGAAUAUUAUGAAAAAUCCACAGCAUUAUUCUUUCUUGCGAUUUUUUGGACCAAAGCACGUCAGUAAAAUACAGAAUAAUUAUGGAGCUGGAAUAUAUUACAAUACAUUAGUACCAUGUGAUGAGAGGAUAAUCAAAUAUGGUGUUAUCAGUACGGGGACUCUGAUUGAAGACCUUCUUCAUUGGAAAAAUUUAUACAUUGCUGGAAGACUGCACAAACCUGUGAAAAUUUUGAUCCAAGAUGAAAAUGGCAAAUUGCAAGCUGCAUUGGCUAAGAAUCUGAAGAGUGCAGUGAUGGCAGCCUUUCUCAUGCUGCCAGAAUCAUUUACUGAGGAGGAGCUCUACGUCCGUAUCGCUGGGCUGUCUUACUAUGGUGAUUUCCGAAUGAUUAUAGGAGAAGACCGAUCGAAAGUAAUGAAUAUUGUCAGUGCAAAUAUGGAAAAUUUCCAAAGACUCUACAAUCAUAUUUUACAGGAGUGCCCUCAAGUGGUCUAUAAGCAGCAUUUGGGUAAAUUAGAGCUCGAUAAAAGUCCAGAAGGUCAAUUGAAUCUAUUGAUGGCUUUGCCCAGAACUCUUCAACAAGAAAUUACUCGUUUGGUAGAUCAACCAGGAAAAAAUAGAGAUGUAGAAGAGAUUCUACUUCAAGUAGCUCAAGACCCAGACUGUGGAUUGGUAAUACAGCUAAGUGUAGCUGGUAUCGUAAAAACUUCAAGUAUAACCCAAAGUGCAAAAGGAAUCCUUACUGCUGGUAUGAAAAAAUCAAUUAUCUACAGCAUGAAGAAGAUGCAUAAAAUGUGGAGGGGCUGGAGAAGAAAAGCUGUCAAAAGUGUUUGCUAAUUAUAAUUUAAACUACAUUUUUUUUAUGAAGCUUAUCAGCUAUUUGGCUUUUUUCACAAGUCCCUGGGAUAAUUUAUAGAAUCAUUGUUUGUAAAGCCUGGAGAGUAACCCUUUUUCCACUCAGUAUCGUCAAUAGUAACUCAAUGCCUUUCAUUCCCAAAUAAUUUUAUGAAUACAUAUUUACAAUAUAUACUUUGCAUUGGUCAUCAUUAAAAUGUAACGGAACAUCAAUGUAAAUAUCCAAGUGUUGCAAUAGUAGGCAUUUAGAGAUCAGUGGGUUAUUAGGAUCUUGUUAUCAUGCAAACUGAAUAAAGGUAAAUACAUCAAUAGGAAACUUAGGUUCUAUAAUUGUUAUUUAACCAUCUGUAAAUGAAUUUCAUUUACCAACAUUGCAAUGUUGCAGUGGGCAUGCACAUUUUGUUUAUUUGUGAAAUUUGUUUUCAGAUCACUUGGAAAACAUUUUUAACUAUGUUGAUUUAACGGAACAUUGAAUAAUUGAACACUGUAUUAAAUCAACAUGGUUCGGAGAAGAUUAAGCUACUGUCCUUGUUCAUAUUGAAUUCUGUCUUUACUUUGUGUACUAGUCAUGUCUCUACUAUUUAUUUCAUUCCCCUUACAUGUUUUUCCUCUAACUGCUAAAUUUUUGUAAGGUGUCCUUGAGACUCUUGAAAGGCGCCCAUAAAUAAAAUGUAUUAUUAUUAUUAUUAUUAUUAUUAUUAUUAUUAUUAUAUGAUUGGCACUGCACCAUUUGGUGAAUUUACCCAUUGAACUUAUUUACUUUCUUCAGUGCAGGAGAUGGCCAUUCGGCCCAUUGCAUUCAAACCAGCUGCCAAAUGCAAGACAUUCAAGGCAGCAAGACAGCCAACAGUCUGUCUGUUGGUUCGUCUUGUUUUAAUCUUUAGUGUAUGUUAAAAGUCUGUGUAAAUGUUCUCCGGUUUGGUUUAUGGGGGAGGGGGAUUUUUUUUUCAGUUUCUUACCUUGCCGGAGAUGCGAUUAUUUUCCGGAUCGCAUCUCCGGUCACUCUGCAGCCUACCAUCGAUGGAGUAGGAGGCCUCCUCGGACUGACUUUGUGCCCCACAGCGGGACGUGGACUUAACUUCGGAGCCGAUCCCUUGUUUGGGAUCGCUCCAACCGUGGCCUACGGACUUACCUUCAAGGGCUCGCAGUCUCGUGAGAGGUUAGUCGGGAGCUCCAACAUCACAGAAGCUCAACCAGCUCCGACACGGAGUUUGAUCGUCGGCGCGGGGGAGCUGACAUCCUCCCGAUGCGGAGGGCCCGACCGCCAGCUGUGGGAGUCAAGUUCGUCCCAUCAACGGAAGGCUCGAGCCCCUGACCACGGGAGAACAUUGAAGGGGAGAAAUUUGAACUUUUUUUUACCUUCCAUCACAGUGAGGAAUGUGGAGGAGUCACUGUGGUGGAUGUUUAUGUUAAAAUGUAUUCUGUGUGUUCCGUUGCAUUUUAUUGGUAUGACUGACUUGGCAAAUGUAAUUCCUCGUUUGUUGCAAAACAUACUUGGCUAAUAAAGUAUUAUUAUGAUUGUGUGAAA
Molecule: messenger RNA, 2710 nt
Organism: Leucoraja erinaceus (little skate)
Lineage: Eukaryota; Metazoa; Chordata; Chondrichthyes; Rajiformes; Rajidae
Gene: tamm41
Product: TAM41 mitochondrial translocator assembly and maintenance homolog
Exons: 8
Coding region: 136-1164 (342 amino acids)
Biological process (GO): CDP-diacylglycerol biosynthetic process; cardiolipin biosynthetic process
Cellular component (GO): mitochondrion
Molecular function (GO): phosphatidate cytidylyltransferase activity
Source: RefSeq, a predicted model, not a curated record